CUGGGCACUGACUGGCACACUGCUGGGCACUGACUGGUGGCACUGACUGGCAGCACUGCAUUGAUGGGCACAGGUGGGUGGCACUGGUGGGCACAGGUAGGUGGCACUGCUGGGUGGCACUGCUGGGCACAGGUGGGCGGAACUGGUGGGUGGCACUGCUGGGCACCGAUCAUCAGGGCACUGAUCAUCAGUGCCCUCAUCAUCGGUGCUGAUCCCUGCUCUGACAACUGCCAGUUCUCAGCAGUACUUUCCUGACUCUCUGACAGCGUGAGAAAAGUGUAGCCGAGAACCGGUGAU
Messenger RNA from Staurois parvus, 297 nucleotides. Lineage: Eukaryota; Metazoa; Chordata; Amphibia; Anura; Ranidae. The record is from the annotation of a GenBank genome assembly.